UUAAUAAAAUAUUUAAUAUUUUCGAAUUAUUAUAAAUAUGUUCUAUAUAUUCGUUAUUAAAUACGGAUAAAGUGUGCUGUUAUCCUGUGUAAUUAAGGUGAUACGUGUUCUUCAGUUUUUUUGUAAUAUAAAAUUAGAAAAAUGUCUCUUAGCACAGUACAGAAGAAUAUAUAUUUACUCGUAAAAAUGCUCAGUGACAAGCAUAUGAUGUUAUUUGAUAGUAGAUAUGAUAUUUUUAGCCAAUUUACAUGCCUAUUUUUAUGAAAUUAUAUUCGAAAUCAAUCGAUCAAAUUAUCUACGUUCCUUUAAGGAGAUUUGUUUCUAACUUCACGCGAUAUAUUGCUCAUGUAGUCUUUUCAUGAUUUUACGCGUGAAUGAUAAUCGCAUAUUUUGGUUAUGUUGUGUAAUAAUAUAUAUCGACAAAUUUUUAAAGAACAUGAAGAGAAAAAAAAAAAGACAUUUUAUGUUUUUGUAAUAGUAAUAUAAGAUUAUUUUUGGUUAUUCUUAGAGGGAAAUAUAAAAAUAAGAGAUCAUAUACGUAUAAGUAUCUGUCUUCGUUACACUUUAAACUUUUUGCGCAUCGUUACCCUGAUUCUAGCAGAAGAGUCUCGUCUUUUAAAUCGACUCCCCGCGCGAGUUUUCUUUGUCGUGUGCGCAGUACUCUGCGCAGUAAACAAGCUGCGCUAGUACGUAUAAGGUGUGUUAUUCAUCGAUAUACACAUAUAAUCAAAUAACACAUUGGUUGAACGUUUUUCCUCGCGUCGUGAAUGUGAAAUAAUUUUACGUACAUAUGCGGCACGUAUUGUUCGAUUGCAUAAGAAAUUUGCGAUUAAGGAACGUGCGAUGAAUUAGGUUAUGUAUCGUCUAGGAAAAAAACAGCAGUGGCGCUGCGGACAUAUCACGGCACGAGUAUAAUUAAAAUCAAUGUAACAGUGCAGUGUUUCGAGACGAACUUCUUUUAGGUGCAUUUAUCUGUUGGGCAAGAAAUGUCGAACGGAUUAACAGUGUUGAAAGAUGAAAAAGACAUCAAGGAAACAAAUUGCAAUAUAUCCAUGGGUAGUGAUUUCAUUCCCCUAUCUCCCACAAAAGGAUCACAGGAAGGACACCUGACAGGGAUGGAGCAGCCAAACAUUUGCAAACAAAUUUUGAAGAGACCUGCUGAAUCGGAAUUUGAAGGUGCAUCUAGUCCAAAGAAGCGUCACAAGAAUCCACAGCCCAAGAAUGCAGUAUGUGCUUUAAAUGAAUUAAAAAGUGGUGCAGUGUAUAAAGUUGUUGACCAAACUGGCCCCACACAUGCUCCAAUAUUUACAAUAGCAGUACAAAUUGAUGGUCAAACUUAUGAAGGCAAAGGACGUACUAAGAAAAUGGCAAAACAUGCUGCUGCUGAACUUGCACUAAGAAAUAUUGUUCAAUUUAGAAAUACACCAGAAGUUCAUCAAGCUAUUAACACUUGUCAACCUUCUAUUCCCCUUGAACCAGAUUUUACGAGCGAUGUCACGGAACGCGAUAAUCAUCUAGUCAAUGCUUUUAAAACUUUAACUCAAGAACCAAAGAACACAAAUAAAUUUUUAGAAAAAGGUCCUGUAGCGCUUAUUAACGAAUUAUAUCCUGGUGUAGUAUAUAAAUGUGUUUCUGACAAUGGUGAAAGCUAUGCAAAAUUUACAAUAUCGGUGACAAUUGAUGGAGAAACAUUCGAGGGAACUGGACCAAGUAAAAAAUUAGCAAAAGCUGCGGCUAGUAAAGCAGCAUUAGCUAAAUUAAGGAACGUUCACAGUUCCUCGUUCUGUAUACCGCUUCCGGUUCGCGUUUUGCCAAACUUCCCCAGUAGUGGCCACUGGCAAGAUCAAAUGUCUUUACCUCAAAUGUUAGCUGAUAAAAUUGGGAAAAUGGUGAAUCAAAAAUUUAGCGAAUUAAUUCAAUUAAAACCGCAACAUGCUCGUCGUAAAGUUUUAGCUGGCAUUGUUCAAACUAAAGGUUCAGAUGCGGAAUUAAUAUGUGUAACAACUGGUACAAAGUGUGUCUCGGGAGAACAUCUAAGUGUCAGUGGUGGUGCACUGAAUGAUUGUCAUGCCGAAGUGGUAGCGAGAAGAUGUUUAUGCGAAUAUUUAUAUAAACAAUUGGAACUUCACACGGAGGACCGGGCUGCGGAAUCUAUUUUAGAACCAGCAAAGAAAGGAUUUAAACUAAAACAAGGCAUUCAGUUUCAUUUGUACAUAAAUACCGCACCAUGUGGUGAUGCAAGAAUAUUUUCACCUCACGAAGAGAAUGAAUCCGUCGACAAACAUCCAAAUCGAAGAGCAAGAGGUCAAUUGCGAACUAAAAUAGAGUCCGGAGAAGGUACCAUUCCCGUAAAAAGCAGCGAGGGUAUUCAAACAUGGGACGGUGUGCUUAUGGGCCAAAGACUGCUGACGAUGUCGUGUUCGGACAAAAUAGCUCGGUGGAACGUACUUGGCGUGCAAGGUGCACUCUUGAGCUACUUCAUCGAGCCAAUUUACUUCCACAGCAUCGUUCUUGGCAGUCUAUUGAACCCAAGCCAUAUGUAUAGGGCGGUCUGCGGACGUAUUGAAAAUACGAUCCAAGGAUUACCGCCUCCAUAUAGACUCAAUAAACCACUUAUGAGUCUUAUUACUUCGUCAGAGGUGAGACAACCUGGAAAAGCACCUAAUUACAGCGUUAAUUGGACAAUCGGUCAACUAGAAGCUGAAGUAAUAAAUUGUACUACUGGAAAAGACGAAUUAGGAAAACCUUCUAGAAUAUCAAAACAAGGGCUGUUCAGAAGAUUUUACAACUUAUUAGGUAAACUUAAUACUAUUGAAGAUGCUGAUAAAAAUCAGUGUCGUCAUUAUUUAGAUGCAAAAUCUUCCGUACAGAAUUACUCGCUUGCCAAGCAUCAGUUGAAGGAAGCUUUCGUAAAGGCACAUCUAGGCAGUUGGGUUAAGAAACCAAUCGAACAAGAUAUGUUUGAAGUUGAUAUCUGACUAAAUCAGGGUAAUGAUAAGAUCUCAGCAGAUGAUACGAUUUUUCGGCUGUCAGACUACGUAGUUCCUACUGCAAACUAGACCACUCGUUCAGCGUGUUAUGAUAUGGCAGAAUGCGGCAUCAGUAAAGCAUAAAUCGUAGGUUCUCAUACAUGUCUGGUGAUUUUGGUUAUACGAUUCUGUCGUAUAUAUCGUGUGUUCAGAGUGUAAAAAAAAAAAAAAAAACACAAGCCCUUGUUGGUUACUGGUUAUCUUGUCUUCGAGCCGUCGAAGGUUUUACGAUUCGAUAGUUGCUCAGUUUAGAUAUAGGAUUAUCAUAACUUUCGAUACUUCGAAUUAUAAUCUUAAUCAAUUAAUUAGUGUGAUGUCAAUUUCGACAAAUUUUAUAGACUGGUAGAUGUAUACAAAAAUAAUAAAUUUUAUUUCGCAACACGAAUCAGGCAAAGAAAGAUUACACGUUGUGAAUUUACUAUUUGCGUAUUGAAUUCGAUCAAUUUUAAUAUUUGACACAUAUCUGAAAAUCAGUUUUACGAUCGGAAAUUUUUAAAGCGGAUAUUUAAUAAUGAAAAAAAAAGUAAAUACCUCUUGGUAAUUACUCUAAAUUAUUCGUAAAGAGAGGGAGAAGAAAAAAAUUUAAAUUGACAAAACAUCUCGGGUUUUUAUUCGUGCCUGCAGUAUUUUCUAGGCUUUAGAAGUAACAGUGAUAUAUAACGUGCAUCAAGUUACAUCCCUAAAGGCUGUGACCGAGUAUAGAAUUGUUAAUGCAAAUUAAAUACUUUGUUGCGAAGUUCAACGAAAUAAGACAGGAAUCGAUUCCUUGUCGGCGCAUUAAAUUUCUUUCGUAUCUAUUUUCGUUUAAAUCCUUCAUUUUUUGUUUUUUUUUUUUUCAAAGGUAUAGCAUUGGAUUAUUUUUUAUACUAAUAAUAAUAAUAAUAAUAAUAAUAAUAAUAAUAAUAAUAAUAAUAAUAAUAAUAAUAAUAAUCGUCGACAAAGAAUCGGCCCUCGACAGUUCGACGUUGUUAUUAUUGGUUUUUAUAGGGAACAAAUGACAGAGGAACUGUGUGAUUAAGAAUUAGCGUGAAAGUAUGGAUGAAUUAUGAGUGUAGAAAUAUAUUAUAUUAAUAAUAGUUUAGAGAAUCCUAAGAUCAUUGCCUCACUGUGCCAGUAUUAUACACUUAAUGCGAUUCUGCCGUAAUGACACACUGCCCGGUGUCGGUCCAGUUUUGCAUGAGAAACUCGACAAAUGUACAAAUUAAUUUCGUUGCAAUAUUUCCUACUAGUAUUAGAAGCAAUCAACCUUCAAAAAAAAAAAAAAAACAAAAAAAAUAUACAUAUAUGAUAGUAUUAUUGAAUUUUAUUUAUAAGAAAAUAUUAAGAUUUAUUUGACGAUAUUAUAUAUCGUAUUUCCGUUUCAUUCCUUUUUUUUAAACAAUGAUUCCAUCGGUGUAAAAAUAUUUAGUAACAAGUCGGAACCAAACAUGAUAUAAUGCCAAAGAUAAGCUAAUUUAACCGAUGUUCGCUUAUUUUUUAAUAAAUUUUAUUAUUAUUGUUUAAUGUAAUUUAUAUACUUCUUUAUAUUGACAUGUUAUGUCACCGACGAUUAAUUGUUCUUGGCGCUUCAUGUAUAAAAGAACAAAUUUUAUGAAUAAUCGCAUUUCGCUGCUUGCUUCUUGCCUUUUGCAUAUAUUAAAUGUGAAUUUAAUCUUUAUGAACACGCAUUUAAAUUACUUAUAAUUACAUAUAAUAUGUACUAACUUUUUCGUCCAAAAUAACCAAAUUAGCAUUUCACUCGUAAAAAUAAUCUUUUUAAUCUGGAUCGACUGUAUUUACGGAAUUAAUUUGUGGUGUAUCGAGCGAGAGAGAGAGAGAGAGAGAGAGAGAGAGAGAGUGAGUGAGAGAAAGAGAGGUAAAAAGAAAAAAGGCAGGUGUACACGCAAAUAGUAUCAUAGAUAAAGAAUACAUUUUAAAAAAAUCGCCAAAAAAUGCGUGACACGAAAGACAAAUUUAAAAAUCACGUAUUUAUCGUUUUCUCGCAUCGUAUAAAAUCAUUAGUAAGUUUUACGACAGUAUUUUAAAUUUUUAGAACGAUAGUAUUUUUAUUAUGUAGAAAGUAAUCGGUUUUUCUUGACUCUUCCGUAACUUUCACCUAUCUUUGUGAAUCACGUCGCGUAUACACUUUAUAUAUACGUAUGUAUAAUAUAUAUUACAUUAUUAUACACGCUGAUCCGAUAGAAAUACCAUUUAGUGAUCAGUGAUCAGAAACUUGGAGUGAGCAUAAUAGCUAUUAAUUAAUUUUAUUAGUCCUAGUUAAUCAAUCUUUGACACGAUUUUCGAUUCUUCUCCGAUCCGUAUUCGGGGAAAAAAUAUAGUUUUAGAAAUAUCGGUCAUAAUACGAUCUCUCGUAGUCGGCUAGAAUUUAAGCUUGACUAGUGCCUCUAGUUGUAACUCUAUAAUUCAUAAGUAAUAUCGAUAUAGGCCAAAAAAUAUCAAAUAAAUUACCAUUUAUUUACCAAAUAUUGGUCGUUAUCUUGCAAUCAUCCCUGUUAAGUUUUAGAAUGCAUCUCGAACAAAAGAGGGGGGAAAAAAUUAAGGGAAAAGAAAAAGAGAAUAAAAUGCUUGAUCGUUACAAUUGUUCAUAUGCGUUUUAUCGUACAUUUCGAAAUUUUAGCCGAUAUUGCGUCAUUUUAGAGAUAGCAUAAAUAUAAAUUAUCAUAUGCGUUAUAAUUUUUGAUAUCCAUUCCAGAUAGGAAAAUACAACUUGUGUUCGUAGUUUGUAGAAAAUUAAUAUUGUUAUUUUUUUAUUUUUUUAAAUGCAUGCUUUUUUGCUACUUGCUUUAUAGCCUUGAAUGCCAUUUUAUCAUUUGCGCAAAUUAAAACUGUAAUUAUACAUAUAUAUAUAUAUAUAUUACGAAUUUACUUUAUAUUUAUACAAACAGAUAGAUUGAUGAACGAAGGGCAAGGAUAAAAAAAAAUUCCAUCGUCUUUUUUUUUUUUUUGAAACUGUAUAUUAAUUACAUCGUUACUGUAUAUUAUAUAUUCUUCUUCUGUUAAUAGUCUAUUAAUGAUGCUGUACCUAUCGUACAGCUAUCGUUUAUCGCGCUUCGCACAUGAAUCCCUCGACAGGCCUUCUUUCUUGAGAAUUCAAUGAACUCUUCAGCUCGUCGAUAAACAGCGGAAACGACUGAAUCGAAUUUGAGCUACUUCAGUCUUGUCGAACGCGAGAACUUGUUAAGAAAAAAAAAAAAAAAAAGAAACUUGUAACAGACACGCGAUAAUAGUGUAAUACACAUAAAUAGAAUAAAAGAUCUGAAUCCGUGUUCUCAAUCCGCGAUCUCAUCGUGUUUCUUUAUCUUUGGAGAAAUAUCAGGGACGAAAAGAAUAAUUUAUCGAUCGUUCGAGCGAUGAUAUCGAGCGAGACGAAGCGACCACGUGCGAAGCGACUGUUCCUCGAACAUUACAUCGAUUUUUUUUUUCAUUUACUUAAUCAUCAAUUUCAAAUAUGAUAUGUAUCGAGUUCGCCAAAUGUUCCUUUUCAUGCAUUUUCAUCCCUAUAAUAUAUAUUUAUAUAUAUAUAUCCUCCAUUUUAGUUACGGUGGCUGUUACGAAAUAUAUAUGGGUGAAAAGUAUGCUCGAGCAAAAGUCGCUCAAAAAGAAGAAGAAGAGAAAAAGAAAGAGGAAGAAAAUCGAGAAAGAGAUAUUAAUAGAGGUGAAAUUAAAAUUAAAAUCCACCGUGUUUCCUUCGAUAAUAGUAAGAUUGAUUUAAUCUUAAUUCGUAAGACGUAGCAAUGCUACGAUCCCCUACAAUAUAUCCGAAUAAUAAUAUCCCUUCAGUUCCUACGUUUUUCACAUUUAGAAUAGUUCUUGCCGAAAUUUCAUAUCGCUUAAAUUUACGUGGUAGGAAGACUUGGAGUAAAACACAUCGUUCAAGAUUGUUGUCCUGUUGACAGUGACUUGCAAUGUAUGCUUGUCAAGAGUUGUACUCGAUUUAAUAGCGAGCUUGUUGUCGAAGAAACGCGAAACAAAUCACUGAUAACUUAUCUGUAUUUAGUUCGAGCACGCCUUUCACCGGAUACCGUGUGUAACAGUGUAACAAAUCUAACAGGCUUGACGGCGAUUAUUUUUUUUCUUUUUCUUUUUCUUUUUUUUUUUUCUUUUCUUUCUUUUUAAAUCUACGAAAGCAAAUGAUAAAUGGACCGCUAGAAGCAAUGUCGAACGAAGUAAAACCGUGUUUAAAUUAUCGGAAAAAUCAUGCGAGUCGAGUAUGAUCGACCGAUUAUUUCUAAGCGUUGAAUCCAUCCAUCCAUCCGUGCUUAUUCGACCAUUCCUCUAUAUUGCGUUUCGAUGAUUAAUCGAUAAGUGAUCCCAUUGUGUAUCGUGCACGUGCAUAUUUGUCGCGAGACGAAUCCACGUUUUUUCCUUUUUUUUUCUUUUUUUUUUUUUUCCAUCGCGCGAUUACAACAUUGGUUAUUAAAUAGAUAACACGAUUACGAUUAUUGGCCAAUAAUACACGGCCAUAUACGGCCGUUACUAUCUACUUGAUUUCGGUGGAAGGUGUCCUCGAAAAAACCAGUGUUCAGUCCAGGGGAACGAUCGAAACGAGUAAACAAAACAUCACCCCCCUGCGUACGACACGUGUUCGUUCAUUCGCGAUUACACGAUUACGAUUUAAUUAAUGUAAUUGUAGCGAUAAUGUUAAUGCAAUACCGAGCUAAAAAGCACUGUGACACUCUGUGAAACUCUACAUGCCUUACGAUUUGUAAAUCUCGUACAUACGUACGUACGUACGUAUGUUGUAUGUAUGUAUUUGUGUAUGUAUGAAUAUGUAAGGUGUCAACAUGCUAGCUUGUGCCUCGGGAAAUGAGAUUCGUUUUAGGUUGUUUACCCGAAUCAAAUCGAACGGAAUGUAGAAAACUCUAAAUCGGGAUUGGAUUCGAAUCUGAACCGAUUCAACGUACGAACACGCACUUCUUUCAAUUUCGAAUGCUUUUCACAUUGAAAGAGGAAUGGAAUCGAGUGCGUUUGAGGCGAACGUUUCCUGCCGAAAUGAGAAUUAAGGAUAAACGGAUAAAGAGGAGGAACAACCGAUGGCUCGAACGUAAAAAUUUCGAUGUCGAUUCGGGCGGAGGCGCAAUAUUAAUAAUAAUUAUUUCGAGUUUUUCAGCCCACGCUUUAUCACGGAUCCGCUUAAUCGUUCUUCCAUAAUCAACAAUUUAUCAUACACCUAUAUCACGGGAUUAAACGUGUUAAUGCUUAAUAAAACUGUACUUUGAUAGACUACUCGAUAUACUAUAAUAGUAAUAAUAAUAAUAAUAAUAAAUAAUAGUAAUAAUAA
Molecule: messenger RNA, 8310 nt
Organism: Apis cerana (Asiatic honeybee)
Lineage: Eukaryota; Metazoa; Arthropoda; Insecta; Hymenoptera; Apidae
Gene: Adar
Product: adenosine deaminase acting on RNA
Biological process (GO): RNA processing; adenosine to inosine editing
Cellular component (GO): cytoplasm; nucleolus
Molecular function (GO): double-stranded RNA binding; adenosine deaminase activity; double-stranded RNA adenosine deaminase activity
Source: RefSeq, a predicted model, not a curated record